UUUUAAUGGGAAUAUUCGAGUGCCUUCUAGGCAAAGAUCAAAUUAUUUUUUUAUUUAUUUUGAAAAAAAAGGAACAUUUGUAUAUAAGGAAGUUGGUGUACAAGUUUGAAGAAAGUAAAAGGCGGCAGAAGAAUAUACGUUAUUUCAAUCGGGCGGCGCAAAUUAGGGCUUCAUUUCAAGGUUUUGCGGAUUUUUCGAUUUUGAUUAAGAGGAAGUGCAAUGGCAUUGGGGAAAAAAUGUGGAAGUUACGGGUCGGGUCUAGUGAGAAGUAGUUCGUUUGGGAGGAAGAGAGUUAUAGUGGAUGUUGAUUUCAGUUCUACAAUACAUAUGAAGAAAGUGUGCAGUCAUAAUUCGUUUUUUAAUCACGAAAAGUCUCCAAUUGAAGACUUGCCUCAAGAUAUUUUGAUUAGGGUAUUGUGUGGAGUUGAUCAUGAUGAUUUGAAGAGGCUGUAUCAUGUAUCAAGGGCAAUUCGAGAGGCGACUGUGAUUGCAAAAAAGCUGCAUUUUGAGUAUGCAACACCCAGAAAGACGGUUGGUUUCAAAAAUGCAAUUGAUGAUUCAGGCGAAUUCAAUGACAUUGAAGCACCAAAUACUCCGAGGCAAUUGAAAGUUCGCAAGUUGAGGUUAAGCAAGAAGAAAAUUGCUGAUAUUUCUGUUGCGUUGUUUGCAUCAGAAGACGAUGAUGAUAAUUGGAUGGCGAUGAAUGCUGAGUUUUAGAGGUAUUGUUGUUGUAGAAAUCAUAGGUUUUUUAGUCUCUAGUUAGAAGAAAUAGUUGCCAGUGUUAUUUCUUCAAUCCUUUCAUUGAAGAUUAGUUAGUUCAUUUUGGGGAUUCUGUUUGAAGGCCUUUCUUUUUUGGCGCUUCUUAUGUCAUAAAAAUUAGGUUGUGUACAUAACAAUAUAUAGUAAUUGUUGUGUAUCAUUUAGUUAAUUUAAAUGACAAUUGUCUUUCCACUUUUAAUUUAAACUUGUAAUUGCUUUAUAGUUUUGUGA
Solanum lycopersicum (tomato) is the source of this 990-nucleotide messenger RNA. RefSeq names its product F-box protein At1g61340. Gene Ontology annotation, molecular function: protein binding. NCBI's taxonomy places the organism in Eukaryota, Viridiplantae, Streptophyta, Magnoliopsida, Solanales, Solanaceae. The record is from RefSeq and is a predicted model, not a curated record.